CACGGUUGCACCGCCCCAAGCUCUUCUUCCCCCCGCCUGCCCCGCGUCUUCUCUCCUGACCUUCAAACCAUCAUUUCCAAUAUUCCUCAAUCACAACAGCCAACUUCCUUUAGGAGUCAAGGUUGACUUGGACUACCAGUACAAAGCAACUAGCAAUUAUUCAUCAAGAAGAUAAAUAUCAUGGUCGAACACGAACCUGAACCGAAGCGCUUUUCCCCGAAGAUCCCUGUGCAGCUCGACCCUCCCAAAUAUGAUCCGAUAACUGUGGAGGAACUGUCGAAAUGUGACGGCACCGAUUCGAACCGCCCUACCCUAGUCGCAAUCAAGGGAAUCGUUUUUGACGUGACCCGCAAUGCUGCUUAUAGCUCUAGUGGACAGUACCACGUAUUUGCCGGAAAGGAUCCCUCCCGCGCCCUGGCCUCCUCGUCGCUCAAGCCUGAGGAUUGCCGACCGGAUUGGUACGAUCUUGAGGAUAAAGAGAAGACGGUUCUCGAUGAAUGGUUCACCUUCUUCAGCAAACGGUACAAUAUUGUUGGGAAAGUAAAGGACGCUACAAACUAUUGAAACAAUUUGAUGAGACCUUUGCGUUACUUCGUCUAUUCGCCAGCGCUCUCUAUCAUGAGCGCGCCAUAAAUGUGCUUUCGGCCCAUGGUGCCUUCAUGCGUUGUUGUGAUACCUAAUGCUUUAGUCUAUUAGACCUGGGGUGAUACUUGGAAUGACCUGUACUGGGUGACAUUGGAAAUAUGCACAAUCGAUGAUCAUUA
This is a messenger RNA of Aspergillus saccharolyticus JOP 1030-1, 764 nucleotides long. Its product is annotated as putative progesterone binding protein. Lineage: Eukaryota; Fungi; Ascomycota; Eurotiomycetes; Eurotiales; Aspergillaceae. The transcript is spliced from 3 exons. The record is from RefSeq and is a predicted model, not a curated record. Bases 181 to 564 code for a protein of 127 amino acids. Gene Ontology annotation, cellular component: endomembrane system; membrane.